Molecule: messenger RNA, 729 nt
Organism: Magnusiomyces paraingens
Lineage: Eukaryota; Fungi; Ascomycota; Dipodascomycetes; Dipodascales; Dipodascaceae
Exons: 5
Coding region: 1-729 (242 amino acids)
Source: RefSeq, a predicted model, not a curated record
AUGGCUGCUGUGGACGUUGAGAUUCCCUUGGGAGAGAGAUCUCUUGAACGAGAUUACAACCAUUCGGUCGACACCGAGUACAAGCAUCUCCGACAACUGGCUGACCAGGAAUUCAAGAAACGCAGUAGCCUCGCUGAGCAAUCAAAACAGGCCUAUGAACGUGGUGAAAAGGCUGAAGCUAAGCAACUUUCUGACCAGAGCAAAGAACAUGCGCGUAAAGGCGAUGAAUACAACCAACAAGCUGCAGCCUAUGUUUUUCGCGAAAAUAAUACAGAUUCCGCAGAUGAUGAAAUUGAUCUUCAUGGACUUUAUGUCAAGGAGGCCCAAGGAUAUCUUGACGAGCGAAUUCGCACAGCCAUUAACAGCAACCAGUCACACAUUAAGGUAAUCGUCGGCAAGGGUAUUCACUCGGAGGACCAUAUUGCCAAACUAAAACCUGCUGUGGUUGAAAUGUGUGAGAAAAACAAUCUCCAAUACCACAUCGAAGAGGGCAACGCAGGCGUCGUCGUCGUGGACCUUAAGGGCGGAUACUCUCCACAGCAGCAGCAGCAGCAGCAGCAGCACCCAUACCAGCAGCAGCAACAACCUCAGUAUCAGCAACAACAUCAGCAGCAACAGCAACAAGGAGGUUACCAUCAACAACAGCAACAACAGCAGCAGUCGGACGAGACAGUCGAUCUUAUUAUCAACAUUCUUACCUGCUGUCUCAAAAAGUGCUUUUCCAAAUAA